GGAACCUCAAUGACAAAAGUAGAUAACAAAGCCCGCAUGGUGAACACUCCCCUUUAGUUUACUUGACCUCCCUCUUUUUUCACACUAUGUACAGUUAUAUUAGCAUGCACGAACUGAGCCUUAGACUGUGGCUGUGUUUGCCAAAUUCGCUCAUUCACUCAGCCAUUUAGACUCAACGGAUAAUUUAGGUCCCUUAACUCUACAUUCUAAGGGUAAACGAUACGGGUAUUUAUGUGGGUACCACGGGAAUGGGGUUGCGUUGAGGUCUUGUUCGCCGCCGUGAGGGUUUGGCGUCCAUGACACCCUGUCUCAUUCGCGCCCUUGAUUGCGCGCCAAGCGUGUUGAGUGUCGUUUCCGAGACCUGCGCGAAGCUGCCGAAUACGCUGUAUCUGAUUUCUGGCUCGUUUAAUGUUAUAUUUCUGUAUACUCUAGCAUUCAACAUACAGACCCGUCAACUGAAUGUCACAGGGAGGACAGGCGUCUUCGGGCCACACUCAUACCUCGCAAAGAACGCCCCAAUUGAUAGACUGUACACAACGUCGUUCGCACAGCCGCCCACUUUAGUUUCGUGGUACAUAAACUGGAGGGAAUGGGAUGCGUACGGACGAUACCCAACAUUGGAACAUCUUGACACUGUGAAUACGACUUCGACGCCUGCGUAUAUUGCCUUGACCAGUUCGUACAUCUACUCUGUUGGAGGGCCAACGGGAGCAGUUCACAAGAUAGACCCUGCGAAUGGUGGAUUUGGGCAACAGAUACAGCAACUACUGUACGUUGAUGCUGACCAGCUUCCAUUCGUGGAUAAGACUAGGAGCGGUAUAAGGAACGGUACGCACUCAAUAGAGCUUACUACCACGGGCUUUGCUUUCGCUGCGAAUCUCGGUCGUAACUCAAUAUGGAUGUACAAGUUGGAUCGAUCAUCGGGGAAGCUGGUGUUUCUGAGCGAAAAUAAGUCAUUCCGCGAGGGAGACGCUCCCAGGCACGUCCUCCCGUCUCCAAAUGAAAAAUAUCUGUAUUGCGCCACCGAAAACACUUCAUUCGUGGACGUGUACGAGAUAAUGAAUGAUCAUCUCGAGCACCGUCAAUCAGCGAGUAUCCUCCCUCCAGGCCUGGAUCGAGGCAAUUACAGAGGUGACACUGUACGUCUAUCUCGAAAACAUCUUCAUCUUCGUCCCCACACCCCAAGAGAGAAUAAACACGAGGGGCACGGGCCAUUGACUUAUCUCUUCGCCACAACCCGCGGUACGACAACGGAGUACAAAGGAUACAUCGCCGCGUUCGCCAUAUCUUCGGAUGGACUCAUCGUAAACCCCUCUGAUCAAACCCCCCAUUCGUCCUUGCCACUACAUUCACUGGAUCCCUCGAAAGAAAAGAUGACAAGGAAUGAAAAUAUCAUCUUCCCUGCCAGCACGUUUCAAACGCCCACUUCGGGUGGGCAGGCCAACGCGAUUGAACUGGCGCCAUAUGAGAUUUCCAGUUGCGCGACGCCGGGGGGGAUUGCCGAUGCGGAAUGGAUGGUCCUUACGGAUGGCGAGCAAGGAUUGAUCCUCAUUGUUGAAUGGAGCGGAAAAAGAGGAAGCUUCAAGAUCAUCAGUGAUGUACUGUUGGACGCUGGCGUAGGCGGGAACUCGAGUGCAAAGGCAUUGCCCAGUGUUGCUCUUUGGUUGGCUUGAGGGCUGUGUGGCGCAGGUAAGGCUACUGGGCAUUUGCUAAGGUCACCAUGGUUCGAUGCUCGAUGAAGCUAUCAUCCUGAGUGUUUAUGGAUGCUUUCGGACUGGUCCAGGGUAUGGCUCGGAGCGCAGUUGGCCAUUUACUCGAAUGUUUACAACCCCCUUGCCAAUGUUUAAGUUUUUCUGUAUAGAAGUUCUGUUUGUUGUUUCUGGCAUCGAUCCUGUACGAAUUAGUUUGAAAGAAUGUGAAAGGGAAGAAUCUUGUGCAUGAUAUGACACCAGCAUCGUGCAUGGUUUUCUUGUUCUUCCUUUCACCCCUCUUCACACCCUAACCUCACAACUUCAACAUACUAAGGGCGCUUAGAGCGGGACCGUGCGCUAUGCAUGUUCAGUCCGAUGCCCUCAAAAUCCUUUAGUGGAGUUGGCCGAAUUUACAGCAUCCUUGGUGUAUUUUAUGUGUAUACACUUGUAUACAGAUGUAGCAG
This is a messenger RNA of Cantharellus anzutake, 2155 nucleotides long. Its product is annotated as Lactonase, 7-bladed beta-propeller-domain-containing protein. The transcript has 8 exons. Gene Ontology annotation, molecular function: protein binding; 6-phosphogluconolactonase activity. The record is from RefSeq and is a predicted model, not a curated record. NCBI's taxonomy places the organism in Eukaryota, Fungi, Basidiomycota, Agaricomycetes, Cantharellales, Hydnaceae. The coding region runs from base 297 to 1673 and encodes 458 amino acids.